AUUAUAGAGCAUCUGCGCUCGUCUUGGCAAAUCCCUCUCAGCCUCGUUUGCGCUUCCCCCCUCCGAGGGGGGAUAUCACUUUCUUGAAAGAAUCUACUCACUUGGCUGGCCGAUGUACAGCUUCAUGUCUUCCUCGCCAUGGCUCACGUACGUUUCACGGGCAAGCCGAUGGUAGCUUGCAUCCUCAUCACCAUCUUUGCUCUUGCUCUAUGGUCAUUCCACUCUCCGCGCGAUCUUACUUCCGUAAAUGUGGCUCCCCACGGGUCUUCCGACUCUCCUCCUCCGACGUUAGACUUUGACUCGAAAAUACACGCGAACGAUCACUCGUUCUCCUCCGAGCAAUGCGAUGCGGCCUUUCCAGAACUGUAUGACCCCAUAACGGCUGCGGUGAGGAGAAGGAACGGCAGUCGAAUACGACUGGAAGACAUUGCGAUAAAUGAAGGCAGAUGCAUGUUACGAAUACUCGUAUACGAUAAUGAGGUUUUCGUCGUAGACAAGUGGGAUCCAGAAGGCUGCUAUAUUUAUGGAUUCAAGGAGCGCGCAAUUGCUACAUUGUCCUUGAUACAACGCGCUGUUAUGUCCGCGCCGCCCAAGAGUGUUCCGAACGCUGAAUUCGCUGUAUCGCUUGACGAUCUCCCACUGCGAAGCAAGAAUGACGCGGUGAUGUUUGCACUCACCCGGCAGGAGACGGAGGAGUACAAAGACGUCUGGUUGAUACCUGACUUCGGAUAUUGGUCUUGGAUUCUUACCCGAGUUCCGAGCUACCAGCGUAUGCGCCAAUGGUUGUUCGAUGCCGAAGUGGACGCUCCUUUCAUUAACAAGAUGGACAAAGCGGUAUGGCGAGGAAAUCUCCGAAUGAGUGGCAUUCGAUACGCUUUGAGAGACAUAGCUGCGGGCAAGGAAUGGAGUGAUAUCGAGGAUGUGGACGUCGCCAGCGACGACCCUGACUACGAUUCGUCCAAACGUCUUACAAUCGAGGAUAUGUGCAAGUACAAAUUCGCAAUCCACACCGAGGGAACUUCGUAUUCGGGACGAUUGAAAUUUUUACAAGCUUGCAAAUCUGUCGUGGUCGCACAUCCUUUGACCUGGCAAGAGUUCCAUACACAUCUACUGAUAGCUUCUGGCAAGAACCAGAAUUAUGUUCGAGUUGAAGAAAACUGGUCGACACUCGAUCGGGACAUAACACACCUAAUCGAUAAUCCCUUAGAGGCUGAGGCCAUAGCAACACGAAGCUUCGAGAGGUUUGGUGGGAGAUAUCUCACUCCAGCAGCGAUUUCAUGCUACUGGCGUCGUCUUUUACGAGAAUGGGCCACCAUUCAAGACUUCGAGCCUGAGCUAUACAAGGUUGAAGAUGGGAAAAAAGUGCUGCGAGGCGUCCCAUAUAGCGAGAUUGUCGUCAAAUUCUGACCAUCUCGACAACGAUAGUCUAGAAUUUUUGACCAGGCAUGACAUCUAGCGAGGAGUUUGGAGUUUGAGUUUACUACAGAUGUACGAAAAUCACUGUCUUAUUGUAUGACGUAGCUGUACAUACCAAGGAGGUCCAACAAAAGGGUCAGACCUCUAGCGUUGUUGGACAUAACGCAACAUUUAUCCGUUCGAACUCAACAGGAUUUGCCUA
Molecule: messenger RNA, 1618 nt
Organism: Pseudovirgaria hyperparasitica
Lineage: Eukaryota; Fungi; Ascomycota; Dothideomycetes; Acrospermales; Acrospermaceae
Exons: 3
Coding region: 139-1407 (422 amino acids)
Source: RefSeq, a predicted model, not a curated record